UCAUGCAUUUAAGUGCGCUUUAAAAAGAUUGGAGGCCGAAGGAGUGACAUGCUUCGAAAGAAAAGUUGACAGAACAGUCGAAGCUAGGCCUAGUGCAGUUUUGAAAGUUUUACAUUUUUGGAUCUUGUUCCUUGCAAAAUGAGUCGAGCGACGAGAAACACUAUAAAAACUUAUGGUAGACACAGACAAAGGAUCAUAGCGGCAGACAUUUGGAGUUCUGACGACGAGAAAAAGGCAGAUCUCGGUGCUGGUGUUUUUAGCAGUAGCAGCUCUCAUGGUUCCAGUCUGGAUUUCUCCAACCAGGACACUACAAACGACAGUUUGUUUAGUGGACCAAUCAGAAGAAGCACAAAGAAACCCUUGAGAGGUUAUAACAAGGAGAAUGGUGGACGUAUAACUAACAAGAGACUUCUUCAGAAGAAGCUGGGAUCCGAAGGGGAUAGCUGCUCCAGUACAGGAAGUGACAGCCUAUUCCAGUCACGUCGACCAAGGAGAGCCCUGAAAGACAGGAACUACAAGGAGGAGCCUGGGGAGAACAAACCCAAAUAUGUAGGCAAACGGAAGCGGGCUCCGAAAACGGAAGAACUUAGGACCAAUCCAAAGUCGGACUCCCUGUCUUCUGUGACAAACUUCAGUGAGUUUGAUGACUAUAGUCUUGUGAUAUCAGGGUCUCCCGCUCAGAAUAACAGUCAACUCAAGAAUGGUGGAAUAUUUUCCCCGCAUUUUUUACGAAGUAAAAGUAAAAUCGAAACUAGUACCCCAUGUGCCAAACGGACAUGUUCGGCAAACGACAUCAAUAAUUUGUCAGUAAUUGACCAUGUGGAUGAAGAUGUGCCAUUGUCACCUUCUGUUCAUAUAGAUCAAAGCUCGUAUGCUCAAGAAAGUGUUUCAAAAGUGCCAUCAUGUAAUAAUAUAUCAGAUUCCAGCAAUGUCAGCAAAUCUUUGUUGAAGAAUUCCAAGAAUGAAAGUCCCGUUAACCCGUGUGUGGUACAACUGGAGAAAUUAAGACAGAGUUUCCUCUCUAUGCAUGUGUCUCAUCGGACCUCCAAACAGUCUAAUUUUAACCACUCAGAUAGUCUGUUUAGCAGUUUUGACGAGAAAAAUUCCUUAAAGUGUGUGACUGCGGAAUCUAAUUUAGAGGGUUCAGAUUCUGAAGAAAACGAUGAAAGUGACAAUGAUUCGGAAGAGGAUACUGAAGAAAAUUCUGAUGAAGAUUUAAGUAAGAUAAGCGAAGAAGAUAAUGAUGAAGAAGUUACGGAAGACAGCGAAGAAGAGGAGCCAGAGGAAGAAGGGGAAGAUGAAGGGAACGUAACAAAGUUCAUGCUGGCCAGCUCUGAAGAGGACAACUUCUAUACUGCUCACUCAUCUCUAUCUUCCAGUGGAGGUCCUGAUCAGCCAAUCAGUGAAGAGGAUUCUGAUAUUCCAACCAAUGAGAAGUGUCCUAACAUGUCAAUUGAUGGGGGCGGUCCUGAGGUGUCAAUCAACAGAAGUCUGCUAAACAGAUCCCACUUUGAUAUCUUGACCCCACAGAGGAAAAAGAGUCUAACUCCAGCCUCUCCUCGCUCCAAAGUUUUGGAAGUGUGCCAACAGAAGGACAUAGAAACAUUUCAAUCCUGCAUAAGUACCACUAUGAUGAAACAGUGCAAAAAGGUCGGGGAAGGUGUUUAUGGAGAGGUUUUCCGGACGAAAAGGGGAAAUAACUCUGUAGCCCUAAAGGUGAUUCCAGUGGAGGGGGAUUUUGAGGUCAACGAUGAGAAACAGAAAUCAUUUGCCGAGAUUUUACCAGAAAUUGUUAUUUCUGUAGAAUUGAGUUUGCUCAGAGAGAAUGAUAUUUGCUACACACAGAACUUUUGUGAAGUCCAAAGGGUUUCAUGUAUAAAAGGAAGAUAUCCAUCUAAGCUUUUAAGUGAAUGGAAUACAUUUCAUGAAGAGAAGGGUUCAGAAAAUGAUAAUCCAGAUAUGUUUAAGGAGGAUCAGUUAUUUAUUAUGUUUGAGUUUGCUGAUGGAGGGAAGGACCUAGAGGCUGCUCAGUUCAACAAUAUCUUUGAGGCCAAGAGUGUGUUUGAACAGGUGACAUUUUCCCUGGCAGUUGCCGAGGAAGCUCUUCAGUUCGAACACAGAGAUCUUCACUGGGGAAAUGUAUUGGUCAAGAAGACAGGGGUCAAAGUUCAUGAGUAUGUUGUGCUGGGACAGACAUUCCAAGUGGAAUCCCACGGCGUCCAUGUCAGCAUCAUAGAUUUUACCUUGUCUAGGCUGGAUAAAGAUGGGUGCACAAUCUUCACCGAUCUCUCAACAGAUGAGAGCUUAUUUGAAGGCACAGGAGAUUAUCAAUUUGAUAUUUACAGGAAAAUGAGAGAGCUUAACAAAAAUGACUGGAAGGGUUUUCAUGCCCAGACCAAUGUGUUCUGGCUACAUUACUUAGCAGAUAAACUCAUCCGAGGGAAACGUUACAAACGAAAUACAAAGAAGGACCAGGCUCUUCUCAGAAGCUUCAGGAACUUUUCCAAAGACAUGUUAGAUUACACUAGUGCAUGUGAUAUGAUCAUCUCAGCAGAUUUCUUUUCCUCAUGA
This is a messenger RNA of Saccostrea cuccullata (small rock oyster), 2571 nucleotides long. RefSeq lists its product as uncharacterized. Gene Ontology annotation, molecular function: ATP binding; histone H3T3 kinase activity. Bases 139 to 2571 code for a protein of 810 amino acids. The record is from RefSeq and is a predicted model, not a curated record. Gene Ontology annotation, cellular component: nucleus; cytoplasm. The transcript is spliced from 13 exons. Gene Ontology annotation, biological process: intracellular signal transduction; protein phosphorylation; mitotic cell cycle. Lineage: Eukaryota; Metazoa; Mollusca; Bivalvia; Ostreida; Ostreidae.